UGCUCAUUCACUCUCCCACUUGGGACUAAUGCACAGGGAUAAACACCUAUUGAGGAAAACCACAAGGACUUCAACCAGACACUAAGGGAAAAAGAGUUUCGUUCCACAGUCAUCAGGUCAGUCACUCCUAACUUCAGUCACCUUGUGUCUGCUGAAAUGAAGACUGUGCACUCUACAUUUCUCCUGCUACUCUUCGUGCCUCUGACACAGCAAACACCACAGAUGCAGCUGGACUCAUAUGUUAACUAUGAGUAUGCAACAGACAAUUCUGAAGAAACCAAAUUUAGUCAGGAUUAUGAAGAUAAAUACCUGGAUGGGAAAAGUAUUAAGGAAAAAGAAACUAUAAUUCCUGAUGAGAAAAGUCAUCAGUUACAAAAAGAUGAAGUUAUACCAUCAUUACCCACCAAGAAAGAAAAUGAUGAAAUGCCCACAUGCCUGUUGUGUGUCUGCUUAAGUGGCUCUGUCUACUGUGAAGAAGUUGACAUUGAUGCUGUACCACCAUUGCCAAAGGAAUCAGCAUAUCUUUAUGCACGAUUCAACAAAAUUAAAAAGCUGACUGCCAAGGAUUUUGCAGACAUGCCUAACCUAAGAAGACUUGAUUUUACGGGAAAUUUGAUAGAAGACAUAGAAGAUGGUACUUUUUCAAAACUUUCUCUGUUAGAAGAACUUACACUUGCUGAAAACCAACUACUAAGACUUCCAGUUCUUCCUCCAAAGCUUACUUUACUUAAUGCCAAAUACAACAAAAUCAAGAGUAAAGGAAUUAAAGCAAACACAUUCAAAAAACUGAAUAAACUUUCUUUUCUCUAUUUGGACCAUAACGAUCUGGAAUCUGUGCCUCCUAAUUUACCAGAAAGUCUACGUGUAAUUCACCUUCAGUUUAACAGCAUAUCUUCAAUUACAGAUGAUACAUUCUGCAAGGCUAAUGACACUCGUUACAUUCGGGAGCGAAUUGAAGAAAUUCGCCUGGAGGGCAAUCCAAUUGCUUUGGGAAAGCAUCCAAACAGUUUUAUCUGCUUAAAAAGAUUACCUAUAGGGUCAUACUUUUAACCACAAUCAGUGCAGCUUAUAAUCUAAGGUACAUGUACCUAAUGUCUAAAGGAACAUAAACAUUAGUUUAACAUUAUCAUUUUAUCUCACUAUGAUGGAAUUUUAUGUUUAAACAAAGAUGUCCAAAAUUGUUAUAUGUGAUUACAAAAAUAAUCCAGCCUGAAUCUCUUAGUUCAAAACAAAAUACUGUGAAACUAAACAGCAUUAAGGGUCUCCUUGUUGUUAUAUCAGACUGCCAUCUAAAUAGCAUGCUUUUACACAAACACACGCUUGAGACACACCAUUCCCAUGACUAAUGAAGUAAGAGAAUUCCAAGAAACUUUCAACUGUUUGUCUUUCUUAACAUUUACUGUAGCUCAAAAGCAUUUAAGACAGAGCUUCCAGAACCUGUGCAAAGCCAAGCUCCCAGUGACUUUCCACUGACUUUGAUUCAUCAGCAUUCUCUGUAAAGCAGAAAUGUACUUUCUGUCAAGGCAGCUACUUCACUGUAUUUCUCAUUUAGCCCAAGGAAAGGGGAGACACAUGCAAGCAAACAUUUCCAGAGAAGGGAAAAUUUUACUCUUUGGUACAGAGUCAAUUUAGAAAAGUUCAGUUUUCUGCUUUGUGGUCACAUGGAUAGCCUUUAGUCAAUUACUUAAAAAACUUUGUU
Molecule: messenger RNA, 1699 nt
Organism: Mus pahari (shrew mouse)
Lineage: Eukaryota; Metazoa; Chordata; Mammalia; Rodentia; Muridae
Gene: Ogn
Product: osteoglycin
Exons: 7
Coding region: 157-1050 (297 amino acids)
Molecular function (GO): protein binding
Source: RefSeq, a predicted model, not a curated record